CUUCCGCUUCCGGUCCGUGCCCUUGGGGCUCCGUGUCCUGCUGCCUUUCCGUCUGCUGCCUAGUCUGCGUCUGGGUAACAUGGCGGCGGCGGCGACUGCAGGAGCUAGGCUGUGGUGGCGUGGAAUCGUGGGGGCCGCGGCGCUGACCAGGGGGGCUGGGCGACCCUCAGUUCUGUUGCUGCCGGUGAGGCGGGAGAGCGCCGGGGCCGACACGCGCCCCACUGUCAGACCACGGAAUGAUGUGGCCCACAAGCAGCUCUCAGCUUUUGGAGAGUAUGUGGCUGAAAUCUUGCCCAAGUAUGUCCAACAAGUUCAGGUGUCCUGCUUCAAUGAGUUAGAGGUCUGUAUCCAUCCUGAUGGCGUCAUCCCAGUGCUGACUUUCCUCAGGGAUCACACCAAUGCACAGUUCAAAUCCCUGGUUGACUUGACAGCAGUGGAUGUCCCAACUCGGCAGAACCGUUUUGAGAUUGUCUACAACCUGUUGUCUCUGCGCUUCAACUCACGGAUCCGUGUGAAGACCUACACAGAUGAGUUGACACCCAUUGAGUCCGCUAUCUCUGUGUUCAAGGCAGCCAACUGGUAUGAAAGGGAGAUCUGGGACAUGUUUGGAGUCUUCUUUGCUAACCACCCUGAUCUAAGAAGGAUCCUGACGGAUUAUGGCUUCGAGGGACAUCCUUUCCGGAAAGACUUUCCUCUAUCUGGCUAUGUUGAGUUACGCUAUGAUGAUGAGGUGAAGCGGGUGGUGGCAGAGCCGGUGGAGUUGGCCCAAGAGUUCCGCAAAUUUGACCUGAACAGCCCCUGGGAGGCUUUCCCAGUCUAUCGCCAACCCCCGGAGAGUCUCAAGCUUGAAGCCGGAGAUAAGAAGCCUGAAGCCAAGUAGCUCCAGGGAAGGCAUGUGGAUCCUAGACAGCACCUUAUCUAAGAUUGAGUGUCGGUGUAAAUAAAAAUUCCUACUUAGACUCAC
Messenger RNA from Rhinopithecus roxellana (golden snub-nosed monkey), 964 nucleotides. Its product is annotated as NADH dehydrogenase [ubiquinone] iron-sulfur protein 3, mitochondrial-like. The record is from RefSeq and is a predicted model, not a curated record. Gene Ontology annotation, molecular function: NADH dehydrogenase (ubiquinone) activity. Lineage: Eukaryota; Metazoa; Chordata; Mammalia; Primates; Cercopithecidae.